Molecule: messenger RNA, 1506 nt
Organism: Chlamydomonas reinhardtii
Lineage: Eukaryota; Viridiplantae; Chlorophyta; Chlorophyceae; Chlamydomonadales; Chlamydomonadaceae
Exons: 4
Coding region: 140-1105 (321 amino acids)
Source: RefSeq, a predicted model, not a curated record
CUUACCAGACAUCCCGCUGUGCUUUUCCUGCUUGCAAUUGCAAUUCCUACUUCACAAGCUCGUGUUUGAUUCGGGCUAGCCUUCUCAAUAUCACUUUGCUUGACCCAGUUUCUUGCGUAUACCAAAUUAAAACUAGUAAAUGUUGCAAGCACGCCAAGUUUCGAUCGGCGCAUCCUCCGCCAGGAGAAGCGCUACUAGCGUCGCCAGCUCGUCACUCCACGCGCUGCCUGGCCGUCACCUGUCACAUGGACUAGCAUCAUCGUCCCUGACAGCUUCACAGCGUGUUUCAGGCCAGGCCGCAUGUCCGGUUCUGCGGCGCACGGUAGUGCCACACGCCACUCCUGAGAAGCCUGGGUUGAGCCCGUCUUCGACCCCAGCUCAGCAGCAGGGCGACAACGGGCAGCUGCUCUUCUCCAUCGGCAUUGCGGCGCUGUGGAUUGGGCUGUUGGGCUACGCCUUCUUUCUGGCGCCCAACCAGACGCCGUACCGCGACCAAAUCUUCAUCGAGCGCAUUCUGGGCAUUGGGCAGAAGGAUGGCUACGUAGUGGACCCCGUCUUUGUGGGCUUAUUCAACAUCAUGGGCAUCUACCCGGCCAUCUACGCGUCGCUGCUGGUGCCGGCCGGCCGCAGCGAGAACAAGGUCCCCGCGUGGCCCUUCGUGACGCUAUCCUUUUUCUUGGGCGCCUUUGCGCUGCUGCCUUACAUGGCGCUGUGGCGGCCCUACUCCAACCCUGACGCCAACCCGCUGCCGCCGCCCUCCUCGGAGCUGACCGGCUGGAACCGGCUGUUCCUGCGGGGCGCGGAGACGCCGAUCAUGCCGGCGCUUCUGCUGGCGGGCGGGGUGUACUACAUCGGCAUGGCGGUGACGGCGGGCGGCCCGGCCUGGGCCGAGUACUUCAAGCUGUUUGAUGAGUCGCGGCUGGUGCACGUGACCACGGUGGACUUCGCCACGCUCACGGCGCUGGCUCCCUUCUGGAUGGAGAACGACGCGGUGGGCCGGAAGUGGGAGCAGCGAGGGACGCUGCUGCCGGUGCUGUCCUUCCUGCCUGUCAUAGGGCCCGCAAUCUACCUGCUGCUGCGCCCCAAGGCGGAGGCGCCCAAGUAGGCGGCGAGUGAACAUAAGGUGGUUGCCAGUGGGGCAGGCGAUUGGACUGAUGCAGGCAUAGCUUGCGCACCUGAUUGGAGGUGAGGUGUAACGGGCUAGCUUCGUUAGGACUAGAGUGCAUGGUGGAUGGGGACUGGGCCGGCACUGACAUAACUGGAUAUGCGAUGGUGACGCGGCACUGGCCGUGCGCACAUGUAAGCGUUGGAUACCGUGGUGGGACAGGAAACUGGAUGUAUACAGCAAAUACUUCUGUGGGUGUAGGAAUUUUGCCAGCACGAGUACUCACGGGGAUCCAAUGCAAGUGGGGGGAUGACGACCUCACGCGCAGGGGAGUCCAUGCGCCAGGCGCCCGACGAUCGAAGGAAGUGCAGGUCGGUUUCUUUGCAUAAGCCGACUCCGUU